This is a messenger RNA of Dromaius novaehollandiae (emu), 6240 nucleotides long. RefSeq names its product tRNA selenocysteine 1-associated protein 1-like. Gene Ontology annotation, biological process: selenocysteine incorporation. The record is from RefSeq and is a predicted model, not a curated record. NCBI's taxonomy places the organism in Eukaryota, Metazoa, Chordata, Aves, Casuariiformes, Dromaiidae. Gene Ontology annotation, cellular component: nucleus. Gene Ontology annotation, molecular function: tRNA binding. Bases 430 to 1218 code for a protein of 262 amino acids. The transcript is spliced from 10 exons.
GCGCGGCGCCACCUCGAGGCCCGCCCGCGGUCUGUCUGCGGCGCUGCCUGCGCCCGCGCCGGGGCCCGCCGAGCCGCGCCCGCGCCUCGUCGCCGAGGGCGCUUCGCUGCCGAGGAGCCUGCGGCCUCAGUGAGGCGGAGUGAAAAGAUCAAUCAAGAUCAGAAGGGGAGAGCGCAAAAACGCUGUUGUGCUUAAAAGUCUGAUAACUGUGACCAGGAAGCUCUUGCAUUACUUGCCUUCUGAUAGUUUUUUUUGCAGUAGAACUGCGUUGUGGUGUGUGGCAUCUCAUAUCUGCACAAAGAACGAGGGCUGAAGGAUUGCAAUAAACUGCACCUGUACAGUUCUCUUGCUGGAGAAAGACAACUCAACCAUGGCAAACCAGGCGUUUUCCCCAGAGGCUGCUUUCCCUCAUGGGAGGCGGAGGGAGAAAUGGGACCCCAGGCUUCUUUCAAGGGCAAGCAGGAUUUAAUGGGAAAGAAAAGAGAAUGCCUCCAGGCCUAUAGCUGGUGGAGAACACCGCAGAAAAAACGAAAGAAAAAGAACAAAAUAAAGCCAGGAAGAAUUGAGUUUGUUAGUAGUUCAACCAGACCGGAUUAUUCAAUAUUUGUUGGGGAGCUCACCCCAGAAGUGGAUGACUUCCAGCUCUAUGACUAUUUCCUGAAGAGGUACCCUUCAUGUAUUGACUGCAAGAUAGCAACAGAUCUACUGGGAUAUUCCAGAGGGUAUGCCUAUGUCAGAUUUGGUGAACAAGGUGAUCAGAUGAGGGCACUGCAAGACUGCCAGAAUGCGCCAGGUCUGGGGGGAAAACGAAUUCGGCUGAGCAUAGGAAUUUCUAAAAGGCUGAAAGCAGAAUUCCAGCGGUACCAGUCAUAUAACUACAAUGAUUAUUACCAAGAUUAUCAGAACUACUACUCGCAGUGGAAUUAUGAUCCUUAUGCUGACUACAACUAUAGCUCCUAUGCUCCCUAUGAUAGCAUGCAAGCUGUUGGAGACUGCUCUUUGGGAGAUGCUGUUAUGGCUCCAGCUGUUUUUGAGGAGACUUCAGCUAUGGCUGAAAUCAGUGAUGACCUAAUAAUUGAAGAUCCACAACUUCACUUGGAUAUUGAUGAAAUGAACAGACAAUUUAUGGAGACAAGUGAAGAAUUCUAUGAUUCGCUCAUGAAUUGUCACUGGCAACCUCUGGAUACGGUCACUUCUGACAUCCCCUUUGCUAUUUAAGUGUCUUAUAUAGCAUGACCGUUAUGACCAAGGUGCUAAAACUACGUUUCUUCUAUAUUGCUCUAGAUCAUAAGUUUUAAAGCACAAUGAUAAGUUGGGUUUUUUGCUAUGCUUUUGACAGAUUCUGUAAUCUCUUUUGUUCAUCACUCUACUCUUGAAGCAUCUUGAAAUCAUGUAAAUAUUCUAGAAAUGUAAAGAGUUAAAUGGGGUCUUAAAGAUAGACUUGCCUGUGUAAAUAAAAUUUUGUUUCCGCAAACCUGCCAGCAAGGGAUUUUACUCUUACAUGUGUGCAGCACAUUCUCUUCUGGCUUACAGAAUUUAACUGGAAUAUUUCAUCUAUUGUUGAUUUGGAAUUGGUGUCAGGCCAUGGACAACAACUAACUCUUCUAGUUUUCUAGGUUUCUUAGAUAAUUAUUUUUACAAGCACUUAACAUGCUUGUUUAGAUAAAAGUAUAUCCAGGAGAUGUUUCCAGGGUUUGCUAUGGGGACACUCAUGCCCACUGUUCCUUCUGCAGUCUGUUGGAGCUAACUGUGCCACUGUUGAUCUGCUAGUCAGUUAAAACUACUUUAUAAGUGUGGUGUAUUAAACAGGAGUGCAGACUUUGGGGUGCCACAGCUGCAAGUAUUCCAUGAACUAAGGAUGUUUUCAGCUGACCAUCUAUGCCCCAGCAUGCAGCUUCUCCCUAAAGUCUCCUCCUGCCCCUUCUGUAGCCUUCUCAGCUGAUGCUUUACAACAGAAACUACUAUAACAUUCUUAAACCUAAAAAUUCAUGGAGGAAAUAACUUUCUGGUUUAGAGAAGGAAGAAUAACCCACUACCACCAACAAAAACCCAUUAACAACUUUGUGCUGUGUCCUAAUCUCCACAACUGGAUCGGUCUUCCUGAUGCUCAGAUUGUAUGCCAACAUUGGAGGUGUUUUUUAAUGAUGAGGUUGUAAAAUUUUUUUUAGUAGAGUGCCAGUCUUCAGUAUUGAAGUUGGAGGAGUAGGGGAGAUGAUAAUGAGCAGAGUGCUGCUUUAUUAGCCAGCCACCUCUCUCAGUAAGUUUCCUUACUGUUAAACUGCCCUCAUCUUGAAGGGCAUGAAGUACUUUGUAGUCACAGACUACUUAACAAUAUAGAGGCAAAAGUAUUCACUAAUAAACAGUGUAUAGUGAUAACUUAGGCUGGAAGCAGAAUUUAGCUUAAGUAGUAGCUGUGGAAGCAACUAAAACAAGUCAAGGCACUUGCCACAUGGCUGCUGCCAUGUGUGUUUUGGGGACAAGCUAAAGCAACUGUUAGAUGCAGGAAUCCAUUUCUCCAGCCUUUUAAUGACAUUAAUAAUGAAGGUGAUGAUUGUCAGCCAUGUAUGGACUUAAUUCAAUACAGGAUUUGUUUUACAUUUUAUUUUGGUAAUACUGACCUGUCAUUUCUAGCUCCUGACCAGAAACUCCUCCUACUCUCUUUGCUGUUUAACUUGUUAGCAUAUUUUCACUGUGAAAAUAUUCCUGUCAGAUACAGAAAUCUAAAAAGGCAAGGCUCUGUGUACCAUAGGAGCUUCUGUUCUUUAUUUUUGCAGCUAUAUGUAGGAACAGCCAGAAGGCAAAGAACCUCAUGUAGGCAAGGGAGUGGCAUCAAUGUGUCAGCAAUUGCCCCCUUACUUUGGGGGAGAGCUAAUUGCUAGGUAGCUGGGAAGAGGGAUUUGGGCGAUUCCCUUGUGUGAACUGAUGAGUGUUUGGAGGGUGAUGGUGAGGAGCAUAUUUAUGAGAAUUUGAUGGAAGGUGGAAGUAAAAUAGAUGGAGAAAAGAACCUGACUGGGUGGGAAAAGGGUUGCCUGCAUGCAUACAUGGAAUUGUUUUAAGAGAGUGAGGUAGGGGAGGACUGUUGAGAGAGUAAAUGUAAGCUCCUUGAACUUGAAUGGGAGUGUGAAAGCUUUGAAAGCUUAGAAACUUUGAUGCCAACUUUAAUGCAUAGCUGUGGUGCUUGAGCUUAGUAGUAAAAGCUGGUCUCCUACACAGAGGAUUUUGAAGCUAGUAGGUAAUACCAACAUGAGUAGCAAGGGUAUGUAGGAAGGAUGGCAGGCAGCGUCCACCUCUGCACAAGUUACAUGGUGCUUGAAGUGGCUUGCAUAGCACCACUUUACACUGCAGUUGCAUUACAGCAAGUAGUCUGUGGAAAUCUUUUGUGGUAUCAAUUAAAAAAAUGUGAUAAUAAGAACGUGUCGGCCCAUAAGAAAUGCUGACUGAUUGCUCCUAGAGUAUAUGUGCUGAAUUUUGGCCAUUGGGAGUUUGAUCCAUAAUAGGUAAACUGUGUAAUGUGGGGCCCAGGUAGCUAUGUGAUUUCACUUAGUCUGACAAUGUGGCAGUGACAGCACCACACUAUAUGAACCUCAGUAGAAGUCUCAGUCCAUAGCUACCACAUUCAUGCAAUUUUCCCUCUGUGCUGUACACACGUGCACCUUCUGUUCUGGAAUGUAAAUUACCUCUAUAAGGGAAGUACCAAUUUUGUACAUCCAGUGAAAGAGGUUGGGCCAGUAGUGGGUAUAUUGUGUUGCAGUCAACUUGAGAGGAGGAAAAAAAACCCCAUAUGUUGGUUGCAGCCCCCCACCACCACCACCUUUCUUUUGGUCUCUCCUGAGACUUACUGGCUGAUUCCCUUUUGCAGUCAGGAAUGCACCCAUGGGAUUGGGAGUGUUACAGUGUUUAGGGAGUGAUUAUAGUGCAGGUUCUUGAUUGUAGAAGCAUCCUGAAUGCAAAGUUUCUUCCUGGGUUGGUAUUACCUCUAAACCUCAAAUAUAGGAAAGAGUGUUUUCAUUAGAACUGUUGGAAUGCAUUGCUGAGAUUUUUCUGAGUAAACCUCCAGUUUUAGUGACUAACAUGUUGGCUUAUACAAAGACCAGAACACAUCAUAGGAGUGUCUGCCAUCAGUUCCACAAAGGUGUGAUUGCAGUGGGAGCUUUCCUUAAACAAGGAAAGGCAACCUUUUCAACACCACCAUAUCUCACUUCUGUUUCUCUAUUUUGUCUCUAUUUUAUCCAGCUGAAAGAUUUUGUUCCCCCCCCCAAGCUUAAUGAAGGUUUUUUGUAAGAAUAUUCAGUAAUAGUUUCAUAAACUUUUUUUUCAUUCUAUGUAGUUGCAAUAGAUAGUGCCUUUACUCAAGAUUUGCUAGUAUUUUCUGGAACAGUAGUUUUAACAUUUCCUAUCCCUCCUCUGAUAAGAAUGGCUUUAGUACAAUGGUAUGAGGGGCUACUGAUCCCACAAUUGUGAGCAGGGGAAAAAGAAACAGGCCAAAAAGACUAAAGAGUUACUUAAGCCAUGACUGUUUCUUUUUGCAGGAUGCUCUUGGACCAACAGCUUCUUUGUAGCACUACCUCAAAGUAAACUUGCAGAUCUAACUCAUAGGGAAGAUUCAUCAAAUGCUGAUGAUCCCUCUCAUUCCGCUGGAUUUUUUUUUUUUUUUUUUUGCCUUUGCCUUUUGUUUUGGCUCAUUUUUAACGAUGCAUAUUUAACUUCAGUGACUCAUGUUAAUAGACACUGUUUGUUUAAGUACAGCUGCAAGCAUUUGAGUCAUAAGUGUCAUUAAAAGCAUGUCACUAUAUAGGAAAUUGUUCUAAAUAAGUAAAAUGUAAGUAAAGUAAGUAAAUAAAACAGCAUAUGAAUUUACAGAGAGAAGCUGUAGCGUAGCUGCCUUUGACGCUCAUCUGGAAGAGAAAACGUUGUUUCAGGUUAUCUUAAUUUACUUAGCAUACAUCAGAAGGAGAAUCUUAUUUUAAAAUGGAGCAGCUCUUAUGAGUGUCCAGUGUAGGAGUAAUUUUAGUCAAUUCUUUGUGCGGAUGGGCUUUUAGAAGCUGGCAUUACUACUGAUAAAUGACCAUUAUUAAAAGGCACAAUUUAUAUCCCUUUGUGAAGCUUGUUCUUCCCAUAAUGGAUUCUUCUUCUCCUGGUGGAAGUCAUAGUUUACCACAAUAAUUGAUUCCUUGGCCAAAACGAUGACAAAUUCAGGCUAAAAUGUUACCUUCUUUGUAUUUUGCUGAUGGUACUGAUGUAAAUCUUUUUUGAUUAUAUUGAUACAGUUUUUUGACAUGUAUGUUGUGGAAAUAGAGCCUUGUACUAGAAUUGGCCUGCAAAUGUAACACACUAGCAGCUUACAAGAGAUGAGGUGGUUCUUACAGGUGCCUUCUAAAUGUGUUCCUUGUCCUGGCUGGCAUAAAGCAUUCCACUAGACAUAAAGUUGUAGUUAAGCUGGUAGGGGAGAAGGAGAAGACACUAGAGUUCUGAGGGUCCAUUUUAUGGAGAGAAAUACCUAGAAAGUAAUUCCCCUCUGUUGGGACUUCAGAAAUGGUCAUCUCAUUUAGAUGACCAUGAAGACUGGACUAAGGACUAACAGAUGGACUGAGAGCUUGCAAAUCCAGAGAGUUGGAAAGAUACCAGUGAUGUUAAAGUGUUCCAGUAUGAAACAAGAAGCAAAGACUUUACAGGGCAAAAAUCUCAAGAUUCUUCCUGAAAGCAAGGACUCUGCUGCUGCUGGGUUGCUUUCCUUGAGGCCUUCAGAACUGCUCUUACUGGUGUGAGCUCUCCUAAACCCUUGAGUUUGUGUGUGCUGUGAUGACUGUUUUUAUUUUUUUGGUGGAGAUGGGUGAAAGGGGUUGUGAAAUACUGUAUUAUGGCUCUGUCUUUCAUUGUUGAGUAUCUGCGAUAGACUCUGUGAUCACAGUCUCUCUUCUACAUCAGUGCGAGAGAAAACAUUUGUUACUACAUUGUGUUGCAUUUUGGGUGAUGAACAUUUUUAUUGACUUUCACCGAGGGUGAUUGAGAUGCACUGCUCAGCUCCAUUGUUAACAGAGUGCACCACAUAGGAUGUAGAACCAUAGUCUCAAAUUUUAAUUUUUAGUAGCAUAAAAAUUCAUAAGGAACUAAAAUACUUUACAUUUUCUUGAUUUGUAAUGGAAACCUAUCUUGUUUUGAGGUAGAGACAGCUGGGUUGAAGCUUAUCUUUUUCACCUGUUGGCCAAAAAUGAACUACAUUAAAGCUGGAGGUUGCCGUUU